Zasmidium cellare ATCC 36951 is the source of this 1098-nucleotide messenger RNA. RefSeq lists its product as uncharacterized. Lineage: Eukaryota; Fungi; Ascomycota; Dothideomycetes; Mycosphaerellales; Mycosphaerellaceae. The coding region runs from base 1 to 1098 and encodes 365 amino acids. The record is from RefSeq and is a predicted model, not a curated record. The transcript is spliced from 7 exons.
AUGUCGCUGAAUCUCGUCACUCUUCCAGUGCUUGGGGCGUGUCUUACUCGCCGUCUCGAGCGAGUGCAUAAGUGGACGACGUUACCGGUAUCUGCCUGGCUCUUACUCAUAAUAUACGUCGACUCGUUCCUAUUCAUCUUUGUCACGGCUCUGUUGAAAGACAUUGGUCUCAAUAAGACGGCAGGAAUCUGCGAUGGAGGCAUUCUGCUUUGCCUGGUCUGCUAUAUGAGCACGAAAGUGCUCAUUUAUACCUUCCUCUGGGUCGUUCGAGGAUGUCUCCAGCGUCGUCGAGAAUCUAAACUCUAUCUAUUCAAUUGCUUCGGGAUGCUGCUACCAUAUGGAAUCAUGGUCGUUUUAAAUUUUGUUUGGCGCAUUGCAUACAUCGACGUGGACGGAAAAUGUAUCAUUGGGAUGGAGAAGCGGGCGAUGAUGCCACUCAUCAUUUUUGAUGCUGUGGUCAAUCUCUACUUGAACACGUUGUUCAUCGUGCCAUUACGCAAGAUGUACUCCUUUCAACACGGCAAUGGCAAGAUGAGGGUCCUCGCUUUUCGAACAUUCGUUGGCAGCUGUGCGACUCUCGUCUCAAGUGUGGUGAAUCUAACAGUCCUCAUGGCCGUUAGCGGCGAGCCUGGAUGGAUGUGUCUCAUGCUUUGCAACGCAGACAUCCUGUUCUGCGUCUUGGUCCUCCACUGGGCCACGAAGUUUGACAGUGGUGGCAGCACCCAUAACGCCUCGUGCGGUCAUCCAUCGCACGACCCUAUCGCUUCAACGCCCUCAACUCGCCUCCCUGAGCCAGUUGUCCACAAGCGCUGCAACUUCUUCACCCACUGCGAGGAAGACUUCCCAGAGGGCUGCUUAAAACACCACCCGUGGGAGGCCGCGAAGGUACCGCAUAGCCAUACUUGCUCUACAUCGCCGUGCAAGUCUCAGUCCGACGACAUUCAGUCGCAUGACCUGCGGCCGACAAACACACAAGACAGUGAAGAGGAGCAGAUGGGCAUCGAGCGGGCAUUGAAGUUACUGACUGGUCCUCCCAGGGAGAAGAAGGAAGUGAAAGAAGCUCGAGUUAAAGAAGCCCGAGCCGCUGGAAAGUGUUGA